Schistocerca serialis cubense is the source of this 1884-nucleotide messenger RNA. RefSeq names its product myogenesis-regulating glycosidase-like. The record is from RefSeq and is a predicted model, not a curated record. Gene Ontology annotation, molecular function: hydrolase activity, hydrolyzing O-glycosyl compounds. The transcript is spliced from 5 exons. Lineage: Eukaryota; Metazoa; Arthropoda; Insecta; Orthoptera; Acrididae. Bases 1 to 1884 code for a protein of 627 amino acids. Gene Ontology annotation, biological process: carbohydrate metabolic process.
AUGGGGGUGCCGCCAUUGCUGUCGCUGCUGGUGCUGAUGGCGGCUGUUGCGGGUGACGUCAUCACUCGGUACGACGAGAAUACCGGCCCCACUGUACUCUCCAUCGAAAGAGGUGGAGACGUCGGCUCGGUCGUUGUAUUUGGAUACGAGGGUGUUCCUAGUCCAUGCGAUGGUGCUGGGUCCAGUGAUUGUUUCGAGUUCCAGGAGUCGAGGGUUGUCGUCGAGCAUUCGGCAAGGGCGGGAGAGUGUGUCACGACUUACAUGUCGUUCAACGUCUCAUCAAUAUACUUUGUACAGACGUGCACUCCUUUCAGCGGUAGCCACCUCUACGGCGGCCCGGAGCAGUUCUACCAGUACUGGCCCACAGAGUCGGUCGUGUACAGAAACUACGCGUACGUCACCAAGCAGGAGGACAACGUGGGCGUAGCCGAGCGCUACUGGCUCUUCUCCGACGGCAGGUACAUGCACGCGGCGCCGGAAAUGCAGCUGUUCGUGAACCAGAACGAGAACGACUCGGUGGGCUGCCUGGGCGUGGCCGCUCAGCUGGAGCCCCCGUACCCCCUGGAGGGAGACAUCAUCGUACUCAACGAGACGACGUGCGUGUUCGGGGACGCGAGGGAGGCGCACGAGGACGCCGUCGAGAGGUUCCUGGGCAAGCCCUCCGGAGUGCCGGAUGAGCGCAUGGUCACGCACCCCAUCUGGUCGACGUGGGCGCGCUACAAGCGGGACAUCGACGACUCGACGGUGAGGCAGCUGGCCGCGGAAGUGGUCGCCAACGGCUUCAACAACAGCCAGAUCGAGAUAGACGACUCGUGGGAGAGCUGCUACGGCAGUCUGACGUUCGACGCGACCAGGUUCCCCAGCGUGAGCAACCUCACGCGGGAUCUCCACGACCUGGGCUUCCGCGUCACCCUGUGGGUGCACCCGUUCGUGAACAUCGACUGCGAGCCGUUCUAUUCCGAGGCCCUCGCCAGUGGGUACUUCGUCACCAAUACGAACGGCAGUGCCAAUACCUCCUGGUGGAACGGCGAAGCCGGCGUCGUCGACUUCACGAACCCUGAUGCGGCAGCCUGGUGGACCGACAGGCUGUGGACACUGCGAAACGAGACUGGUAUCGACUCGUUUAAGUUCGAUGCAGGAGAGACCAGCUGGCUGCCACAGUUGCCCGACAUAGAGCCCGUAGAACUGAGUCCGAUGCAGUUCACUGAGGACUACGUGAGGACUGUCUCGCAAUUCGGCUCUAUGAUAGAAGUGCGCGUAGCCGCGCGAACCCAGGACUUGCCGGUGUUUGUGCGCAUGCUCGACAAGGACUCCAGGUGGGGCUUCGACAACGGACUGUCGACACUCGUGACGACUUUGCUGCAGAUGAACAUGGUGGGCUAUCCCUUCGUGCUGCCAGACAUGGUGGGCGGCAAUGGCUACGGCAGCGACACGCCCACCAAGGAGCUCUUCAUACGCUGGCUGCAGGCCACCGUCUUCAUGCCGGCCAUACAGUUCUCCUACACGCCGUGGGACUUCGACGACGAGACGGUGGAGCUGAGCCGUAAUCUGACGGCGCUUCACGCAGCCUACGCACCGCGCAUCCUGGAGCUGAUGGGCAGAGCCGUGGAGGACGGCAGCCCCGUCAACCCACCCAUCUGGUGGAUCAACGCGACGGACGCCACUACGCAGGUCAUCAACUCAGAGUUCCUGCUGGGCGAGGACCUGCUGGUGGCGCCGGUGCUGGAGGAGGGCGCCGUGACGCGCGACAUCUACCUGCCCUCCGGCCGCUGGAGGGACGAGGCGGACCCGGACCACCCGGUGCUGGAGGGGCCCGCGUGGGUCGCCAACUACUCCGCGCCACUCAGCGUGCUGCCCUACUUCACGAGGCUCGCCGACGACUGA